Paramecium octaurelia is the source of this 212-nucleotide messenger RNA. The record is from the annotation of a GenBank genome assembly. NCBI's taxonomy places the organism in Eukaryota, Ciliophora, Oligohymenophorea, Peniculida, Parameciidae.
AAAUGAAAAAGAUAUUAAACUCCGACUAAUAUAUGCUCUAGACUUAAGUAAAAGCAGAAUAUUCUAGAGUUAAAGUUGUUUAAUUUAUAAACCAGAUAUAAAUGAUGCCAUUUCAGAUGUGGUAGAAUAAUAGAGAUUAAUAUUAUUAAUUUGGACAUAAAAAAUGUUACUGAUAAAAACAGAAGGAAAUUCACUAGUAAGAUAAAAUGGAC